This is a messenger RNA of Aureobasidium uvarum, 2076 nucleotides long. The record is from the annotation of a GenBank genome assembly. Lineage: Eukaryota; Fungi; Ascomycota; Dothideomycetes; Dothideales; Saccotheciaceae.
AUGCAGCCGCUUCGCCAAUUGAGCGGUCGCACUGGGAUGCAAUUGCGCCGCUCCAUCAUUCAAGCAUGUCGCUCGCAACAGUUUACUCGCUCUCUGGUCAAUGGUCCCGUACGCCGUGAACUGUUGCAGCGCAUGCCGGCGCCAUCAUGUCUUGCAACACCCGCCAUCAUCCGUCAAUUGAACCACGUCCGUCGCCAAAGCACAAACACCGACCCUCCGCCAAAGUCUCCCGCCGCUUCUCCCGUACAAAGAUCCCGUCUUCUCCGUUUCCUUUGGCGAGGCUUCACCUUCCUCGGCAUCUUCGUUGUCGUCUCUGGUGUCUUUGUUGUCGCCUUCUUCGCCUUUGAUGCAACCACAUACAAGGAAGAAUCCGACACGAUCGAUAUUACCGUCUCUGAACUCGCCCUGAACCCUAGAAGAGGAGGUCCCAAGAACCUGCCCAUUGCUGAACACCUCAUCGACGAUGACGACUCUCCCGAAAAGAAGGCUCAAAAGCACAAGCCCAAGCUGGUCAUCCUCGGUACUGGUUGGGGCAGUGUUGCUCUUCUCAAGCAGCUCAACCCUGAUGACUACCACGUCACUGUCGUCUCACCGUCCAACUACUUCUUGUUUACUCCUAUGCUUCCUUCUGCCACUGUCGGUACUCUUGAAUUGAGAUCGCUUGUCGAGCCUGUCCGUAGAAUCAUUUCUCGCGUCAAGGGUCAUUUCCUCAAGGCCACUGCCGAAGACGUUGACUUCUCCAACAAGCUCGUCGAAGUGUCUGCGACCAACCCGGAUGGCACCAAGCAAAACUUCUACCUGCCCUACGAUAAGCUCGUCAUCGGUGUCGGCUCCAUGACCAACCCUCACGGUGUCAAGGGUCUCGAAUACUGCAAUUUCCUCAAGGAUAUCACCGAUGCUCGUCUGAUCCGCAACCAAAUCGUUCGCAACCUCGAAGCCGCUUCUCUUCCUUCUACACCGGAUGAAGAGAGACGUCGUCUGCUGUCGUUUGUCGUGUGUGGAGGUGGUCCCACUGGUGUCGAAUUCGCCGCCGAAUUGUUCGAUAUGCUCAACGAGGAUCUUUGCAACUACUAUCCUCGCAUCCUCAGAAACGAAAUUUCAGUCCACGUCAUUCAGAGCAGAGGUCACAUUCUCAACACCUACGACGAAACCCUCUCCAAAUAUGCCGAGGCUCGCUUCGCAAAGGACUCUGUCGAUAUUCUGACCAACUCGCGUGUCAAGGAGGUACAAAAGGACAAGAUUCUCUUCACACAAAAGGAUGAGAAUGGCAACACCAUCACCAAGGAAAUCCCCAUGGGCUUCUGCUUGUGGUCGACCGGCGUCGCUCAGACUGAAUUCUCAAAGAAGCUGGCCGACAAGCUUGGUGAGAAUCAGACCAACCGUCACGCUCUCGAGACCGACACUCAUCUCCGUCUUGUUGGUGCACCUCUUGGCGACGUCUACGCUAUUGGCGACUGCUCGACCGUUCAAAACAACGUCUCGGAUCACAUUGUGUCAUUCUUGCGUACCGUUGCUUGGGAGAAGGGCAAGGACCCUGAGAAGAUGAUUAUCGGUUAUGGUGAUUGGAGAGGUGUUGCCAGACGUGUCAAGCAGCGUUUCCCUCAAGCCGCCGAGCACUUGAAGCGUCUGGAUAAGCUUUUCGAACAAUACGACAAGGACAAGAGUGGUACCCUGGAUUUCGGUGAAUUGCAGGAAUUGCUCAAGCAGAUUGACGGCAAGAUGACCUCGCUUCCUGCAACAGCACAGCGUGCCAACCAGCAGGGUAUCUACUUGGGUCGCAAGUUCAACAAGCUCUCUCAAGCUGCUCCCGGUAUGGAGUUGAACAGACUUGACUAUGGUGAUAUUGAUGAUGCCGUCUACAAGGCUUUCUCAUACACCAACAUGGGAAGUCUGGCUUAUGUUGGAAAUGCCGCCAUUUUCGACUUUGGUGGCAUGAACUUUGCCGGUGGUCUGGUGGCAGUGUACCUUUGGCGUGCAGUUUACUUUUCACAGAGUGUCAGUCUCCGUACGAGAAUUCUCCUUGCCAUGGAUUGGACCAAGAGGGCACUAUUCGGCAGAGAUCUCAUGAACUUCUAG